Dictyostelium purpureum is the source of this 285-nucleotide messenger RNA. RefSeq lists its product as uncharacterized. Lineage: Eukaryota; Evosea; Eumycetozoa; Dictyosteliales; Dictyosteliaceae. The transcript has a single exon. Bases 1 to 285 code for a protein of 94 amino acids. The record is from RefSeq and is a predicted model, not a curated record.
AUGAGUUCAACUCAAUUAUUCAGCAGAUCAAUUGCACAAAAGACCAUUAUUAGAACCAUUACCAACUAUAAAGGUAAUGCACCAUCAUCCAGAAGAACAAAGGUUGUUCUUUCAAAUGGCGCAACUGUUUCAGUUUGGACCUCACUCCCAUUCAACGAUAUUUGGAGAUCUGAUGUUGACUCUGUUUCAAAUCCACCAGUUUAUGAAUUUGAUAGUAAAGAAGUUAUCGAAAAGAAGAGAAGAGCCGAUUUAGAAUCAAAAUUCUCACAAUUAAGAAAAAGAUAA